Messenger RNA from Ictalurus furcatus (blue catfish), 3804 nucleotides. It is a transcript of the gene glyr1, whose product is annotated as glyoxylate reductase 1 homolog (Arabidopsis). Gene Ontology annotation, molecular function: NADP binding; NAD binding; oxidoreductase activity, acting on the CH-OH group of donors, NAD or NADP as acceptor. NCBI's taxonomy places the organism in Eukaryota, Metazoa, Chordata, Actinopteri, Siluriformes, Ictaluridae. The transcript has 16 exons. The record is from RefSeq and is a predicted model, not a curated record. Bases 46 to 1575 code for a protein of 509 amino acids.
CCUUUCCCUGCAUUCAGUGCGACGUUUCAGUAAAUUUUUUUUAAGAUGGCGACUGUACAUCUACGGAUCGGGGACCUGGUUUGGGGGAAACUCGGACGGUAUCCACCGUGGCCAGGAAAGAUUGUCAGUCCCCCAAAGGACUUGAAGAAACCAAGAGGCAAAAAAUGCUUCUUUGUGAAAUUCUUCGGCACUGAAGAUCAUGCCUGGAUAAAGGUCGAACAGCUGAAGCCGUACCACCCCCACAAGGAAGAGAUGAUCAAGAUCAACAAAGGCAAGCGCUUCCAGCAGGCUGUCGAUGCUGUGGAGGAAUACCUGAAGAAGGCCAAGGGGAAAGAGCAGGCGCACGGCUCGGACGACAAGAACAAAUCGGAGAAGGGGCGGAAAGCCGCCGCCAAACCGAUGAAGAUUAUAGAAGAAGACGACGAGGACGCGUUCAAGGGCGGCUCCUCCGACAAGGAGCAAACUGACUCUGACCCAGAACCGUCCUCUGUGCAGCGGCUGGUGGCUGGAACAGUUGCAGGAUUCAAAUGGGAGAGCAGUCCGGUAAAGGAUGACCCACAUUUCCAUCACUUUCUGCUCAGCCAGUCUGAGAAGCCAGCCUCUUCGAUGGAGCCCAUAAGCAAACGGUUGAAGAUUAUUGAAGAGGACACCGGCUCUACGUCCAUUCAGGCUGCAGACAGCACGGCUCUCAACGGCAGCAUCACGCCCACAGACAAACGGAUAGGCUUCCUCGGACUCGGACUGAUGGGCAGCGGAAUCGUCUCGAACCUGCUGAAGAUGGGCCACGUCGUGACCGUGUGGAAUCGCACGGCGGAAAAAUGCGACUUGUUCAUCCAGGAAGGCGCCAGGUUAGGACGAACUCCAGCUGAGGUGGUGUCCAUGUGCGACAUCACGUUCUCCUGCGUAUCAGACCCCAAAGCUGCCAGAGAUUUGGUUUUGGGUCCCAGCGGUGUGUUGCAGGGAAUCAGACCCGGAAAGUGUUACGUGGAGAUGUCCACUGUUGAUCCCGAGACCAUUACAGAGCUCUCGCAGGUGAUCACGUCCAGAGGAGGCCGGUUCCUGGAAGCUCCGGUUUCAGGGAGUCAGCAGCUUUCCAACGACGGCAUGCUGGUCAUCGUCGCAGCGGGAGAUCGGACCGUUUACGAAGACUGCAGCAGCUGCUUCCAGGCGAUGGGCAAAACCUCAUUCUUUUUAGGAGAAGCGGGCAACGCGGCGAGGAUGAUGCUGAUCCUCAACAUGGUGCAGGGCAGUUUCAUGGCCACCAUCGCAGAGGGGCUGACCCUCGCUCAGGCCACCGGCCAAUCACAGCAGACCUUCCUGGACAUUCUGUGUCAGGGGCAGAUGGCCAGCACGUUCGUGGACCAGAAAUGCCAAAAUAUUUUGCAGGGCAACUUCAAACCAGAUUAUUACCUAAAACACAUUCAGAAAGAUUUAAGGUUAGCUAUUUCGAUGGGAGACUCUGUUAAUCACCCUACACCGAUGGCGGCCGCUGCGAAUGAGGUGUAUAAGAGAGCGAAGGCGCUGGACCAGUCGGACAACGACAUGUCUGCAGUCUACAGAGCUUAUAUCCACUAAUCCCUGAAGAUGUGCUCGGAAUUCUGGACCACAGUCCCCCUCUUUCUCCGUUUUCUUCCUUUCGGUUUGUGUGCGCUUGAGUUUUUUUGUUCCGCUUUUCCCCCGUCACGGCCUCCCCUCAUCGUUUGCAGCGCGUUGUACUGACAGUUGUGCUCUCCUCCUCUGCGGGAGGGGGUUUUACGAUGGAGGAUGGAGGUGUGUGUGUGGAUCCGAUUCGGUCCACUGCAGCUGGUUUUAUUUUGGGACGCACCGAUUUCUCUCGACAACAAUACAAACGUCAGAGGUCAGCGUAUCCUCCAGCGCUGCCGCUUCCUUCCUUUAAGGAGCGUGAAAGCUUGUGACUCGGUGCGUGUAUCGAGAGGACGUCCUGUUCGCUGCUUAACCAGAGAACAUAUUGCAUUUCCCCCUCAGUGCAAACCCCCCCCCCCCAAAACCAGUCGCUCAUCCCAGACCAGCUCGCAUUCGAAACCUAUUUUUAAUUUUACAAUCGGCCAUUUUGUCUCGCCGCGUCUUAAACCACAUCAGGAAGUCUGUGAGGGAUGGAGUGGGGGGGGGGGGCCAUUAGAGUGACACAGACUUCCUUUAAGAUUGAAAUAACGAUUGUAACGAGUCGCAGCUUUUAGUCGAACGCAGCACUGGUCAUUUCUGACCCGGAGGGGUCGGGGAGUGACCCGAAAACGCCCCUCAAAUCCGAUCUCAGCGAGUGACGUCGAACCAAAAUGGCCGCUCGCAGCAUCAACAGUACACACAGCAGCACGUCUUUACCUUUAUACGAGUUACGCUGUGUGUGUACACACAAGUAUUUACUUUAGAUCAAUCAACAUGGACGUAAUGGCUUAUUAAAUCCGUAACACUGACUGAACAGUUCACAACUGUGUGUGUGUAUACAGUAUAAGGUAAAGAAGUGCUGGUGUGUUUUACUGUCGAUGCGAGCGGCCAUUUUGAUUUUCCGUGUCACUUGCUGAACUCUUGAGGAGACCCACCCUGAGUUUUUGUUGGAGCUUUAUUCGAAUGCAGCUUGAUGGAACAAAGCGUUACGAGACCGAUCUCGAGCGUGAGGAAUCGGAUCGGUGCGUCCUUUUUAUUCCCCCCACCACCAAUUUUUAUUUUGUGAUCUCCUGCUUUCUUUCCCUGCGUUCCCUAUCUCUGUAAUCAUCCUCGUCCAGAACGGCGCAGGCUCCAGGAGCAUGAAGACGACGCCACUGCAUUGCCUUAAUAUCCUAACUCCCCACACACACAGAUGUAUUUAUUUAUUUUAAAUCUCUCGGAAUCUCCAGACUAAAGUUUUGGCCCGGCAGUGAGGUUGAGAUCGCUCGUUUGAUUCUGCCUUAGAAAAGAAAAUGUGAUUUAUUUCGUGUGGUUUUUUUUUUUUUAAUUAUUAUUCUUACGCUUGUAUUAAUCUCGUGUCGAAAGUCCGGCUGAUUUUUGUUGACAGCUGAUUCUGUGAAAGGCUUUUUUUUUUUUUUAAUUAUUAUUUUUUAAAUGUGUUUUCACAUUUUGCAGAUGUGUAAGCUAAGCUGUGGAUCGAUCUGAAGAAAACAGAGUUUAAUUCACGUGUUGGAGGAAGUGAAGAUCUCCACAGAGGUUUUUGUUCUUGUUUAAUAUAUAGGCGAGGUCAGGUCAGUAAUGGGUUCUUGAUUUUGUCUGAGACACACUGGUCAUAUUUUGAAUUUGGCAAUCUGUUGAAGUUGAAUCGUUGUGGAGAUUGAGCACAUCUGUAAUCGUUUAUCCGUAAAUUAUAAUUUGUGCUUUUUUUUUUUUUCCUUUUUGUGGUCAUUGGUUUUAAAGUCUGAGUAAAUUGUCAGUGAGAGAGAGAGAGAAGGUGUCUGAUGUUGAUGGAGGUACAGUAUUGUUUUUUUUUUAAAGCAGAAAGGGGAUGGACUUUUAUUAAAGCGUGUAACGAGAGCGUUUUCAGGUUACCCGUCACAACAUAACCCCUUGCUUUUAGUUUCCACCGCGCUGAACCGCUUUAACCCGAGUCUUAAACCUAGUAAUCGGCUGUUUCUGUUUUCUUUCGUGAUCGGAAUUAUUUCCUGUUGAUUUUGUGAGUUCGACAGUCGUUCUAAUGACCAUGUAACACCACGGCUGAUUCCACUUUUUUUUGUUCCGCAAAGGAAGGUGAUGGCUAAUUGGACAGAUAUUUAUCAUUUCUUGUAAAUGUGAGAGUCACGUUUUAUUGUGCAGUCCACUGAAUCCUUCUCCGAAUAAACAAACCAAUGUCCAAUUUAA